This is a messenger RNA of Argentina anserina (silverweed cinquefoil), 982 nucleotides long. RefSeq lists its product as uncharacterized. The coding region runs from base 126 to 758 and encodes 210 amino acids. The record is from RefSeq and is a predicted model, not a curated record. NCBI's taxonomy places the organism in Eukaryota, Viridiplantae, Streptophyta, Magnoliopsida, Rosales, Rosaceae. The transcript has a single exon.
CUUAUGCGCAAGCCAAUACAUAGUAAAUAUACAUAAUGGAGUUAUAACACUAUACUGUGUUUCAUUUUCUUCCUUCAGAGUCGCCGGGAAAUUCAGUUUCCGUGGUCGGAAUCUGAUUAUGCCCAAUGGCGAAGGGCCGUAAACUGACGCACAGCCGCAGCGAGCGCUAUCUCGGGAGCUACAGUAGCUACAGCCACGCCCAAGAGUCGCCGGAGCUCGAUGAAGAUGAUGUCUGGUCGAUGGUGGAGAGCGUGGAGGAGAGGGACGACAACGAUGUUGACAACUCUCAGAUCGAGUGGAGUCCACGCGUGGCCGCCGAGACUAACGGAGGCUUUGCAGCGAGAGGGAGGAACCGGCGGAUCUCCCGGGACGAUGACAACGGUAGCGGAGGGCUGACGUUGGCUUUUGUCGAAGACUCGGGAAAGGCGGCGGCGUCGCCUCGGAUCGUGCAUCAGUUCCGCGGACAUGACAGCUUGGCGAGUCCACGUGGCCGCCACAUGGCCACGUCUCUCCCCAUGAACGUGCCGGACUGGAGCAAGAUUCUCCGAGUCGACUCGGUGGACUCUCUGUACGAGUUCGACGACGGCAUGGACCGCAGCAGCAACGACCCGGAGAUGAUCCCCCCACACGAGUACCUGGCGCGUGAGUACACGCGCGGCGCGACGUCAGUCUUCGAGGGGGUUGGCCGGACGUUGAAGGGCCGGGACAUGAGGCGGGUUAGGGAUGCGGUUUGGAGCCGGACUGGUUUCGAUGGUUAAGAUCACCUGGUAGUGUAGCAGAAGUAGAUGUUAAGAAGGAGGUUUUUUUUAUUUGUUUUGGGGUUAAUUCGUAUUUUUGAUUUGAGCAAUGAAUGAUUCAACUGAUCGAGUAGAUUCGGUUGCGAGUGAGCUCAAACAUGAAUUCUAAAUCAGAGAUGGAUUUUACUGUGGUGGCAUGGGCUGCAUUCUGGAGACAAUUUCUUAUUUAGUGGUAACUUUUUCCA